Messenger RNA from Prorocentrum cordatum, 1348 nucleotides. The record is from the annotation of a GenBank genome assembly. Lineage: Eukaryota; Dinophyceae; Prorocentrales; Prorocentraceae.
CACCAGAUCGAACGGCCCAAGACAGCCCCAAAAGGCGCCUAAGAGGCCCCCAAUAUGGCCCAAAACAGCCCCUCCGUAGCCAUUUUGGCUCAAGAGUGCAUGUCGAAUGCCAUGUGCGAGCGCAUAGUUGUAAACGCUUGAAUCAUGUGCAGUUCUGGCUGAGUCAGAAGAACUCGUGUUGAGCGAACGAGCGAGCUUGUUUUGGAUUUCGGCAGAAGAUGGCCUUGGCUGGCUCCACCCCGCGGUUUGUCUUCCGCGGGUGCUCGCCAGAGGAGCGUGAUCCUCGCCAAACAGGCCUCCGCGCGAGGACGCCAGAGGUGCCGACGCCCGUUCGGGAUGCCAUCGAGAACGGCAAAGGUCCAAGCUGUUUUGUGCACGCUAGCAGAUCGGCCGUCACCGCCAUAUAUUACGCAACGAGCGGCACCAACUUCCUGGAUGGCGUCGUGGUGAAAAUAGACCUUGGGCACGAGGCUCUGAUUGGCAAGGUCAUCGACGUUUCGACGCAGGAUGGGGCGCGGCUCCAAGGGUUGACAGUUGAAAAUAAGGGCUACACAUUCGCUGUGAUGCAUCGCGAAAUCCUGGUGAACUGCGCGGUGCCGGCUUCUGCAAUUGUAGGGAUUUUUCGGGUUCGCUUGCCUACCAGUUUCGGGCCUUUCAAUUCGGUGCAAGACUUCCUGGAUGAGUUCUCAAGAAACAUGGACCGGAAACCCGCGGAGGACGCGAUUGUGACGCAGUGGUAUGGAGUAGACGCGUUCUACGUGGACGAGCAGGCCGACCGCUACCACUUCUCGAACAGGUGCUUUUACUGCGAGCCUCGGGCGGAGGGUGUGCCUGGGGAGGCCCCGCAGAAAGCACUCCGGGCUUGCAAAAUGUGCCUGAUGCGCGGAGCAAGCGAGUUUCUCUUGCAAGAGCCGCCGCAGCAACAGCCGCCGCAGCAAGCGCAACCCCAGACGAGGACAUAUUACAUCACGAGGACUGGGAAGAAGUUCCAUGUCAGGGCAGACUGCGACGGGCUCCGGAACGCCGCAAGAAUCUUGUCGACGAACGAGCGGCACCCUCUGAACCUUCAAGGAAAAAGGCUUUCUCCGUGCAACUUGUGCGCCAGAUGAGCCGUGGGCUGUACAAUCUCACUUGGCAGCCGUGCAGUACUAUGAUAGUAUCAUUUUAUACAAAAACUCAGCGAACAUUAUCCUGGCGAUGGACUUAACCAUAUGCAGUUACGAGUACCGCAAAGCAGGUUGCACGAAUGAGAGGGAACUCCCUAUGGGGCCACGAAGCGUGUGAGGAAUGUGCCGAAAUGGGUGCGGUGCCGCCAUGCGAACGCAGCCACGGGGGCCCUCGGUGGAGC